Molecule: messenger RNA, 3261 nt
Organism: Puccinia graminis f. sp. tritici CRL 75-36-700-3
Lineage: Eukaryota; Fungi; Basidiomycota; Pucciniomycetes; Pucciniales; Pucciniaceae
Exons: 7
Coding region: 1-3261 (1086 amino acids)
Source: RefSeq, a predicted model, not a curated record
AUGGCCAACCAGACUCGUAGAAGACGAACCAGCAGGACCAACACAGACCAUCACACCAUAAAUACUGGGAGCUCUAGACGAAGCCGGACCAUGAGACACAACAUGUACGACCAUGAAGCUGAACGUCGCCGUUAUUCCGAAUCUGUUCGGCUUGCUGAAAGACUCGGCCAUCCAGUUGCAGGGCGGCGACCAACAACCCAGUCCCAACCAAGGCACAUGGAAGAAUCCUCACCGCGCUUGGAACCAUUUUUUGGAGGCUUCGUUAGUCAAGAUCAGGAUGAGCACGACCUCGACAACCAUGAGCGUAGCAUACCAAUUGCUGCCCAUGCAGAAUACUUCCGCCUUCGCCGCUACGCCGAGAAACGUCAUCGUAUCAGUUGUCAAUGGGGCCUGAUCGAUGACCAAGCUCUGGCCACCUACCUCUUGUGCCAGCAAAAAACACUCAACUGGACCCAGCCUGCGGUGGACUUUGCAUCGCCGCUUGAUUUCUGUACAUGUGCAUCUAUCAACAUUCAUCAUCGACGAGUUGACUUGGUUGACUUACUCCGUGAGCAUGCAAUCUCUGUUCUGUUUUCCCAUCCGAAGGAUAAUGUUUUUAAUCUCCGAAAAUUCACCCCAGAUCGGCGACCAAGUCAGCUCAUUGCCUUUUGCAAAUGUACACCCGAUCCAAUCCGACUCAUGCACCACGGUUACUUUGCCUGCUCUGUGGAAAAACCUCGAUCUGCCUUCUCAAUUCGGCUUGUUCAAUAUCACCAUCUACUGUGGCAAGCAUCUGCGGUAUCUACAUCCGCGUUUAUCCAGUCCAUUUCAACCUUCCUUGAUAACCGUAGUGACAGUCCAUUACUCAACCGAGGAUCAAACUGGAAGCGGCGCCAACUUCGAGUACCUUUCACCAAUUGCAUUGAUCUGUAUCGCCGCAUAUUGAAUAGUCAGAGAAAGCUUCUUGAAGACGGCCUGCAACUUACUAAAGCCGACAAGUGGGCAAGUAAAUGCCCACGUUGCUUUGGCCCAAGCCAAACCGAAAUCAAACAGGAUACAGAAGAGCCUGAUGUCAUUGUCGCAAUGGACGGUAACUUUCAGCAACGACAUUAUGCAUACGCCAGUAAAGAUGAGCCUCGUGAAGAUCAGUAUCCUCAUAGUUUCCUCCCUCCCUCGAAGAUCAGCUCAGAUGUACUAGCCAUUGAAGAGACAGAGGCAUCAGCAGUUGGAAUUAAUCCACCCUGCUCAGAUCAACACAAGGCAGCCAAUGAUACCCGCGAUGAGUCAACCUGGGAUAAAUGCGACGACAAUGGAUUGUUUGCAAGUACUUGUCGACAUGAUGUUCCGCUCAUGCAUUUGAAUGUGCACAAGAGUGGUGAGAAGCUAUACUACCCCAUAUCUCUGCUUCGAAAUAUAUUACUUGACUUUCCUAGUCUAAAGCUUGGAGUGUUAUACGACAUUGGGUGUCAUCUUGAAGCUCACAUAAGAAAGCGAGGCCUUUUGAGUGACCGAAUUGGUGAUCUCCAGUUUGGAACCUCAGUAUUUCACGCCUAUGUGCAUGAAUGGUCAUGCCAAGUGAAAUACAACCCUCGUCUCAAUAAAUGGUGGGGUUUGACUGAUGGAGAAGGUCUUGAGCGAUACUGGUCUUUCUUGUCGCCCCUUGUGUCUACCCUUCGUGUCUCAACACGCUUACAUCGACUAAUCGCUAUUCAAACUAGAUCAGAUUACUUUUCUGAUCACCUGCUUGAUUCAUCUGCCAACUGGCUACUAGAUAAGCUGAAAAAUGCUGAAGAAACAAUCAAGGAAGCCAGUGCAGCACUUAGACAAAUACACAGUAUACCAAAUCCCUACUUGCCUGGUAGCUGUUACACUAAUAACUUUUUUGAAGCACAAUGGGCUCUUGAGCAAGAGUACCACCUAAACUUCAAUCAGGCGCGUGAAUCCCAAAAACAAGAAUUAGGUCGGCUUCUGUGCUUGCAAGAUGAGCUUGAUGAGGCAUGGGAGAGUGUUGUCCCAACACCGGCUCAGGCAGUAGCUCGUGCAAGAACUUGCAGUGAUAUUGCUGCUCAGAUCCGCCGACAACGAUCAAAGAUCCAGUCUGAUAUGAUAAUUGAUAAUCUGACAAGGGCACAAUGUGAUCUACUCUGGAAAGUCUGGUACUCUAAGAUUGAGAUACGACAGCGGUUCCUGGCAUUAGUGGAGGAAAAGCAGCCUUUAUUUCAAGCAUGUCGUGCUGGGGAAAGUACUACAUUGGGGACACGUGAUAACCAAAGACUAGUUGCAGCAGUGCGCAAGAGAGCUGAUCAACUCGAGCAUUCACUUGAAAAUUACAACAGGCGAACUGAGGCUUUCAUUGCAGCCUGUCCAACCCACCAUCCGCCACCCACCAUUCAAUAUUCUGAGCUUCUUCGUCUACAACCUGAUGAUCCAUUUUGGAAUGACGGCUUCUUUACAAAUGGCAAUGAGCCCUGGGCGAUUGAUAUUCACACUCAGCGUGGUAUUCGACAACUUGCAAGUUACAAGCGGGGAAUUGAGGAAAAGAGACGGCUUGGUUGGGAAGUACGACGCACAAUGCACUGGGUGGUUGGCCGACAUGAACUAGUUUGGUCGUUACUCACUGGAUUAUGUCAGCUAUCGGUAGCUGCUACACCAGGCGACCUACCUGUGCAGUUGAAACCUCUGUUAGAACAUACAAGCUUGAGUUCAAAUAUUUCAAUGGCUCCAAAAAUCCUCUCAGGAAAAGUCUUAUUGCACUCACAUCUGAUACGCAUUGCAAGAUUGCAGGUAGAAUGGAAUGAAAACAUAGCUGAAGUCUUCAACAAAACAGCACCUCAAUCAGACGACAAUCAACUCAAACAAAAAUGGAACCUCCAACUCCAAAACAUCAAGUCUACACUGCGGUUUGGAUUUCUUUCUGGUAUACCAGGUGAUCUUCAUGAAGGCCUGUUACAAAUUUUUGCAAGAACUGAAGAUGAAGAGGAGGAAGAGGAGGAAGAGGAGGAAGAUGAGGAAGACGAGGAAGACGAGGAAGACGAGGAAGACGAGGAAGACGAGGAAGACGAGGAAGACGAGGAAGACGAGGAAGACGAGGAAGACGAGGAAGACGAGGAAGACGAGGAAGAUGAGGAAGACGAGGAAGACGAGGAAGAUGAUGACGAGGAAGACGAGGAAGACGAGGAAGAUGAUGAUGAGGAAGAUGAAUAUUUAGCAGAUAUAAAUGCUGUGGCACAAAUCCAAAUGGCAGAAGACAUGCUUGCUAACCUUUCAAAUAACUCAAAUUAG